AUGUCACAACAAUUUAUUCGUUCGAUCAACAACGGAGAAUUAUUGAUAACAGACGAUGGUAAUGAUAAAUCCACUAUUACUAAGUUGCUGUUUAACUUUGAGCAGUGGUCAUCCAAUAGCCAAUUACAGCCUCAAUAUCAACAAUUUUCUGUUUGGCUCAAGAAACAUCUUAUUCAAGGACAUCCUUGUAUUAUUGCUGCUUACACGAAUGAUGCCGAUAACGAUCCAGAUUACGAUCAUAUCAUGCCUGCUAUCGGCAUUAGCUACUACGAACCGACGUCUUCAUACAAUCCAAAAGAUAAAUUGUUGUUCUACAAUUUAUAUCAGCUGAAAAUACUCGAACGAGAACUCAGCACAAACGAUAUGAUCAAACAAAGACAGACGUGUAACAAAAGUACACUCCAAGGUGGAUGUUUACCAUAUAAUGUUGACUAUGGUUAUGCCAUUUUUGGUAUUAUAGAUAAGCAGAACGUAACAUUACCACUUCGUCUCAAAGUCGAUAGAUCUGACGAACCAAAUCUGUCUUUGGGUGCUUCGCCUGUUGAAAUGCAAGGUACAAUUACUGUAUUCAAUCUUGUACUCGGUCGAAAUUAUGUUCUUCUGCGUUACAAAUCUUACACAGAAGUGCCAAGCUCGGGUAAUGCUACAGCAUUUCAGAGCUCUCGUUAUUACAAACGGCACAAUUUUCGAGCAAUUAACGUCAUUUAUACGUAUGUUGAUCCUGAAAAAAUUCUGUCAAAUGAUACAACAUACUAUCGAUGUGUACCUGCGUUAUGA
Rotaria socialis is the source of this 777-nucleotide messenger RNA. The record is from the annotation of a GenBank genome assembly. Lineage: Eukaryota; Metazoa; Rotifera; Eurotatoria; Philodinida; Philodinidae.